AUCACCGCCCGGCUAGCCAGCAGUCUCUCAGUUCACAGCCUUCCUCAGUGGCUACAACACACAUACACACACAAAUGCUCUGAUUCUUCACGGGAAAUACGAAACAUUAUACAUUAAGGCGAACAGAUCUCGAUUAAUUGAAGGUUGCAACAUGAGGUGGUGGUUCAGAUGCCGCCUUUGGGUGUGGUGGGGAGGGAUUGUGGUAGCGGUGGUGGUCCUUCUGGCGCUGGUGUGCACCGCCCUAACUCACACCUACACCAAUUACUUGUUAAGAUCAUUAGAGGGACCCUUACCAGCAGACGACCCCGAGCUUCUCACUUACAUCAGAGAAGAGCUCCUUCAGCCGCCCUCCAGUGAGCCUUACGACCUCUUGGAGAAAAGGAACGUCGCUCAGAUACUAGUGGAGGAGAGUGAAAUCUUCUAUAACAAGUCCCUCAGAACUCUCUUCAAGGAUAAGAGUGAUGGGUUCUUCGUGGAGGCGGGAGCGUUGGACGGAGAAACGAUGUCCAACACACUAUGGCUGGAGAGAGAGUUAGGCUGGACUGGGCUACUAGUGGAGGCUGACCGUACUGCUUACCUCUCGCUCAUCACCAAACAUAGACGAGCCUGGGCCGCCAACGUCUGCCUUGCCCCAACACCUUAUCCCUCCAAGGAGAUGUUCUACAUAUACCCUCACUACCCUGGUCCUUUGGCUCUCAGUCUAGGAUUCAAGAUGAGGUCCAUGCAUGGCCUCACCAAGUACAACGAGAAAGCCACAAGUAGCUCCUGGUUCACCAAGGUGCAGUGUAUCCCUCUUGAGUCUAUCCUGCUGAGUCUGGGAGUGACGAGGGUCGACCUGCUAGUACUCGACGUGGAAGGUGCCGAAUUGGCCAUUUUAGGACACUUCGACCUGCAGAAGUUUAACGUUCAGGUGUUGUGUAUAGAGUGGAAGAAGAAACACGAAAUAGACUCAGUGGUGCAGCAGUUUAAGAAGCGAGGCUACGUGGAGGCUGCUAGGCUUGACGAAGACAUCAUACUGGUCCAACAUGGCUCACAGUACGAGGGGCGACUCAACACAUCAACACACAGCUGAGAAAUACCCCACUGAAGGGUCUCAUCCAGUGAAUAUUAUAACAGUACCAAAUGUAAUCUUUAGGUCUACGCUUGUGCACCACUGGCAUAUGUUCAGGUACACCCAUCAGUAACUUCCUAUAGUACGUAACAAAGAGGUACUUGGCUUGGGUACUCAAAUUGUCAUACGUUAAAUUGACCUCAUUUAUGGUGCUGGACAGGUGAAGUUCGGUUUGUUUUGCUGUGUUACCUGUGUUUGCUGUGUUAUUUCACCUGUAGAUUAACCAUCCAAGCUAAAUCAAACCUUACUUAACCGAACCUAACCUAACCUAACCAAACCUACC
This is a messenger RNA of Homarus americanus (American lobster), 1394 nucleotides long. RefSeq lists its product as uncharacterized. The transcript is spliced from 8 exons. The record is from RefSeq and is a predicted model, not a curated record. Lineage: Eukaryota; Metazoa; Arthropoda; Malacostraca; Decapoda; Nephropidae. Bases 152 to 1072 code for a protein of 306 amino acids.